AUGCCGCCCGGGAGUUGCGCGCGCUGCCGGCAGCACAAGGAGUAUGGCCACCGGGAUGUGGAUAGCCUCUAUUGGUACUGCGAGGACUGCUGGCUCACAUUUUGCGGGCGCAGACGGCGCUGUGCCGUCUGCCGCACCUUGAAGGACGAGGGCCAUGUGGACCAGGUCCUGGACUACUGGUACUGCCUUCCUUGCUGGGAUCGGCGUGGCCCACCACCACCUGGUUAUGGCCCAGCACCUGCAUACUGGCCUCCACCCCCCGGUGCUUAUGCAACCAUGGCAUCCCCUCCGGGUGGCUACCCGCCUCCAGGAGGCUAUCCGGGUCCGCCGCCGAUCUACCCCUACCCACCCCCCCACAGCGCCCGGUCUGCGAGAAGAUCGGAAUCCGGGUCUCGGAGUCGAUCUCGCUCGCGUGGCAAAGGGGCCCGCAGGCGGAAGCCUAGUGGGGCGGCAGGCUUCAAGAAGGAGUUCAAGCCUUACCAUGCCACCAGCGUACCGAAGGACACAGACCUUGCAGCCAACGCAACUGAUGACGAGCCCCCUACAACUGCGAUGUUGCGGAACAUCCCCAGCAAGUUUACGCAGGUGUCGUUGUUGGAGGAGAUCGACGCGGAGGGCUUUGGCGGGUUAUACGACUUCUUCUACCUUCCCAUGGAUGUGCGAAACAAGACGAACGUGGGCUAUGCCUUUGUCAACUUCUUGCAGCCGGAUGAUAUGACGCGGUUCUCCGAGCACUUCAACGAUUAUCGGUUCAAGAACAACAACAGCACAAAGAUCGCAGCGGUGAGUCCAGCGCACGUGCAAGGAUUGAAGCGGAACAUUCAGCAGCUUUCCAAAAAGGCAGUCCUCCACUUCAACAAAGGCCAAUACAAGCCGGUGGUGUUCCGAAACGGUGAGCGCGUGGACUUCGAGGUCCUCGCCAAAGAGUUUGACUGA
Molecule: messenger RNA, 936 nt
Organism: Symbiodinium natans
Lineage: Eukaryota; Dinophyceae; Suessiales; Symbiodiniaceae
Source: the annotation of a GenBank genome assembly